Giardia duodenalis is the source of this 681-nucleotide messenger RNA. RefSeq lists its product as uncharacterized. NCBI's taxonomy places the organism in Eukaryota, Fornicata, Diplomonadida, Hexamitidae. The record is from RefSeq and is a predicted model, not a curated record. The transcript has a single exon. The coding region runs from base 1 to 681 and encodes 226 amino acids.
AUGCGCCCCCAUCAAGCUCCUCAGACGAGUCCUGGGUGCGCGCGAGGAAGCCCAAGGGUCUCUUCGCACUCUCCUGUCCUGCUCCCACCUUCUGCGCACAUACUCAAUGCCAAGGCUUCCAGUCCCAACAACUCUGGAUCCCUUAUAGUUAGUCAAUGCACCACGUCUCUGCGAACGCCUGGCGUCAGUCGUUCUGCAUAUGUGGGUUCUCCUGCCUCGCGAACGAAGGGCCCCGAUAGGUCCAUACACAAAUCUAUAGAUCUAGAAAACCCCAGAUCCACACAGCAGCAGGCCCAGAAUCAGCAAUGUGCUAUCCUUGCAAAGAAAGUUGCUCAAUUAGAGCGCCGCGUUGCAGAGCAGGAAGUACGAAUUUUAGAUCAACAAGAACGUUUGUCCCAUUUGGAGAAAUGUGAGACCCAGAAUGACGCAUUCCAUGCAGUGAUGAGGCUCUCAGAUGAGGUUAGCGCUCAGUUUGUCGAAGCCAUGGGGAAGCUCAAUGACCAAUUUAAGCUUGUGCAAGCGGACAUAGAGUAUAUUAAUGGAGAGAUAGCAAAGAUCAUGGGCGACACAAAGCGCCGGCAACAAAUCGUGACGCAGCACGGGGCAAACAUAGACGCUAUAGUCAGGGAUUUAGCAUAUCUCAAAAAAACAUUUCAUAGAAAUCUGAACGCACAUGCAUAG